AUGAGCCUCAACAGAUGCCUGCUGAAACCUUCAGAGGUUAAGGAGUUUAUAAAACAGUGCAUGCUUGCUGUGGGUACUAAAGCCAGCCAUGCCAACAGCCUAGCAGAUGUGCUAGUGGAGGGAGACUUGCGCGGCCACUACAGCCAUGGACUUAAUCGCAUGGUUUUGUAUGUAAAGGAGACUCAGGCAGGAAUCUGUGCAAAGGAAGGCGAGCCAGUGGUGGAAAAGGAGUCAGCGGCUACAGCGCUUGUGAAUGGGAUGAACCUACUUGGUCCAGUUGUGGGAAACUACUGCAUGAAUUUAGCUCUGAAGAAAGCACAAGAAGUGGGCAUAGGCUGGGUGGUCGCUCACGGCUCCAACCAUUAUGGCAUUGCUGGCUACUAUUCACUCCAAGCACUGAAAAAAAAACAUGAGGGGAUGUGCUACACUAAUUCCUCUCCUUUAGUGGUUCCAACACGAGCUAAAGAGUGCACUUUGGGAACAAACCCUAUUAGCAUUGCAGCUCCUGCUAAGGAUGGAGACAGUUUUGUGCUGGACAUGGCAACCUCGGCUGCUGCUAUUGGAAAGGUGGAGCUUCAUGCACGUAAUAGCUGCUUAAUCCCAGAGGGUUGGGGUUGUGAUGCUAAUGGCCUUCCCUGUUCUGACCCCCAGGCAGUGCUGUCCGGAGGAGGCCUAUUGCCUGUGGGUGGAAGUGAGAUGACAGGAGGUUAUAAGGGUUAUGGCCUGGCAAUAAUGGUGGAGGUUUUCUGCGGGAUUCUCUCUGGUUCGAACUAUAGCAAACAUGUACGAAUGUGGCGAAUGGCAGACUGCAAGGCAAACCUGGGUCAGUGCUUUGUGGCAUUAAUCCCAGCAUUCUUCGCCGAUGGAUUCAAUGAUAGGAUGUCUGAUUUGCUGUCCAUACACCGGAACCUUAAGCCAGCAGUGCCAGAGAUGCCUGUGAUGGUCCCAGGAGACCUGGAGCGGAGACACAACCAGACCUGCCGUGAGCUGGAUGGCAUCCCGUACUCUCUGAGUGUGGUUAAGCAUAUGAAUGAGGUUGCCAGCACAUUGGGAGUGACUUUUCUGCUGCCCACCAACAGACUCACUGAGUAAAAUGGCAGGCUUCAACUUUAG
Molecule: messenger RNA, 1113 nt
Organism: Clarias gariepinus (North African catfish)
Lineage: Eukaryota; Metazoa; Chordata; Actinopteri; Siluriformes; Clariidae
Exons: 11
Coding region: 1-1092 (363 amino acids)
Molecular function (GO): oxidoreductase activity
Source: RefSeq, a predicted model, not a curated record